GAAAGAAUCGGAAGUCAGAAACCUGCUGUGUAAUCGUACCGUUUUUAGCUGCUGAAGAAGCAGCUUCUUUUUCUAGGAGACACUUUAAUCUCACAUUUAACAUGCCGGACUACUUGGGAGACUCUCAAAGAAAGACCAAGGAACCUGAGAAAGAUGACGCACCUAUCAGAUCUUUGGAUGAAGGAGACAUUGCUCUGCUGAAAACAUAUGGACAAAGCACCUACUCCAGACAGAUCAAACAAGUUGAAGAUGACAUCCAGCAGCUGCUCAAGAAGAUCAACGAGCUCACAGGCAUCAAGGAGUCGGACACAGGCCUGGCUCCUCCUGCACUCUGGGAUCUGGCUGCAGACAAACAGACUCUGCAGAGCGAACAGCCGCUGCAGGUUGCGAGAUGCACCAAGAUCAUCAACGCCGACUCCGAGGACCCCAAAUACAUCAUCAACGUCAAACAGUUCGCCAAGUUUGUGGUCGACCUGAGCGACCAGGUGGCUCCCACUGACAUUGAGGAGGGCAUGAGAGUGGGUGUUGACAGAAACAAGUACCAGAUCCACAUCCCUCUGCCUCCUAAGAUCGACCCGACUGUCACCAUGAUGCAGGUGGAGGAGAAGCCCGAUGUGACCUACAGUGAUGUCGGUGGGUGUAAGGAGCAGAUUGAGAAGCUGAGAGAAGUGGUGGAGACCCCCCUGCUGCAUCCCGAGAGGUUUGUCAAUCUGGGUAUCGAGCCCCCGAAAGGUGUGCUUCUGUUCGGGCCCCCCGGCACCGGAAAGACUCUUUGUGCCCGAGCCGUGGCCAACCGGACCGACGCCUGCUUCAUCAGAGUCAUCGGCUCCGAGCUGGUGCAGAAGUAUGUGGGAGAGGGAGCCAGGAUGGUGCGUGAACUGUUCGAGAUGGCCCGGACUAAGAAGGCCUGUCUAAUCUUCUUUGAUGAAAUUGACGCCAUUGGAGGCGCUCGUUUUGACGACGGCGCCGGAGGAGACAACGAGGUCCAGAGGACGAUGCUGGAGCUCAUCAACCAGCUGGACGGCUUCGACCCGCGAGGAAACAUCAAGGUUCUGAUGGCCACCAACAGGCCGGACACCCUGGACCCGGCGCUGAUGAGACCCGGACGUCUGGACCGGAAGAUCGAGUUCAGCCUGCCGGACCUGGAGGUGAGUGCAGGCUGAACAGAUACACGCCCAUAAAUCUGUAUGACGUGAUUAGUCCCAGUUUCAUUAAUAAACCCC
This is a messenger RNA of Gymnodraco acuticeps, 1223 nucleotides long. RefSeq names its product proteasome 26S subunit, ATPase 2 (gene psmc2). Gene Ontology annotation, cellular component: proteasome regulatory particle, base subcomplex. Bases 102 to 1163 code for a protein of 353 amino acids. NCBI's taxonomy places the organism in Eukaryota, Metazoa, Chordata, Actinopteri, Perciformes, Bathydraconidae. The transcript has 10 exons. The record is from RefSeq and is a predicted model, not a curated record. Gene Ontology annotation, molecular function: proteasome-activating activity; ATP hydrolysis activity; ATP binding. Gene Ontology annotation, biological process: proteasome-mediated ubiquitin-dependent protein catabolic process.